AGAAUAAAUAUUAAAUAUUGCAAUGUUAAGAUAAUUACAGUAGCCAACAAAAAAUAGUGUAAUUAAAAGGCAAUCUCCUACCCCACCUCGGGAUAUUAUUUCACUUCCGUAUUUAUAGACAUAAGAGAUCGACUCGUAAAGGGUUGUAAAAGGAAACAACUCUCUAGCAAGGACAUGGCAGGCAUUUCUAAUACUUUUUCUUCAGAUUUGGCGAACAGAAACCUCUACCGAGGUCAUGGCAGGCUUCACUACGAUGGCCUCAGAUCACUGGAAAACAACCCAACGGCUUCAUCCAAGAACACGGCCACCAUCUGCUUUUCAAAUAAAAGUCAAGGACGGAUCAGGGCCAUGGCUUCUUCUACCAACUCAGUUCCAAAACGACAGAAAGAUCCAAAGAAACGGAUUGUCAUUACAGGAAUGGGUCUCGUUUCUGUAUUUGGCAAUGAUGUUGAUACAUUCUACCACAAACUCCUCAAGGGAGAAAGCGGCAUCAGUCUAAUCGACAAGUUUGAUGCUCUAGACUUCCCUGUCAGAAUUGCCGGUCAGAUUCGCCACUUCUGUUCAGAGGGCUACGUAAAAAGCCCGACCGAUCUAUGUUUCGAUGACUGCUGGAGAUAUAGCAUUGUGGCUGCAAAGAAAGCACUCGGAGAUGCCAACCUCGGCCCUGAAGUCCUCAAAAAUAUGAAUAGAUCAAAUAUUGGAGUAGUGAUAGGUUCAGGCUCCGGAGGUGUUGCAUCGUUAUGCGAUUCAGUAAAUGCCCUUCUCCGAGAAGAAUACAGCAAAAUUUUAAGUCCAUACUACCAAUCAAAUUUUGGUCCAGCACUAUUAGCUAUAGAAACUGGCUUGAUGGGACCAAAUUACUCCAUUUCGACAGCUUGUGCAACCGCAAAUUAUUGUUUCUAUGCCGCAGCAAAUCACAUAAGAAAGGGUGAAGCGGAAAUCAUGAUCGCUGGUGGAAGUGAAGCAGGAGUUAUUCCUACCGGUAUCUGUGGAUUUUCGGCUUGUAGAGCUUUGUCAAACAGAAACGAUGACCCAGAGAAAGCUUCGAGGCCAUGGGAUAUGGAUCGUGAUGGUUUUGUCUUGAGUGAAGGCUCUGGUGUGCUGGUUAUGGAGAGCUUGGAGCAUGCAACAAAACGAGGAGCAAAUAUAAUAGCAGAGUACCUAGGAGGAGCCAUAACAUGUGAUGCUCAUCACCUUACUGAGCCGCGUUCUGACGGACUUGGAGUUAUAGGUUGCAUAACCAAGAGCUUGGAAAAUGCUGGAGUCUCCCCAGAAGAGGUGAAUUACGUGAAUGCUCACGCAACAUCUACACGCAUGGGAGAUUUAGCUGAGGUCAAUGCCAUCAAAAAGGUUUUCAAGGACACAACUAAAAUGAAGAUGAACGCCACAAAGUCAAUGAUUGGACAUGCUCUAGGAGCUGCGGGAGGAUUGGAAGCCAUAGCAACCAUAAAAGCAAUCACUACUGGUUGGCUGCAUCCAACCAUAAACCAAUAUAAUAUUGAACCUGAGGUUACGAUCGACACUGUCCCAAAUCAGAAGAAACAGCAUGAUGUCAACGUUGCUAUCUCCAACUCAUUCGGCUUUGGUGGACACAAUGCGGUGGUCGUUUUUGCUCCCUUCACACCUUAAAAAGGCCAAGGUAAGGAUGUAAAGUUAGAAGUGUGAAGGUUCAAACCCGACUCCAAAGAGCAACUCAACUGAAGGGCGUUAAUAGAAAAGUAAACUUAUAUUAAAAUGUUUAUGUAAUUUUGGUUUUGUGGUUGUUACUUAUCAGAAGGAGGUGUUUGCUGUAAGAAAAAGAAAAAAAAUUAUGUUUUGAGAAUUACCAAAGCAAUGAGUUGUCAAUGAAAACCAUAUCUUAACACCAAUCAACCAAUUCAGAACUUAAUGGAUUUGUCGUUUGGUUAUGGUGACACAUUUCUGUUUUAUUGUUCAGACAUUGGGAAGCUGUCUUCAUCAAUCACCACCUUCACCUAUAAAGGUGGUUAUUGAAUAUUGGGUGUGAUGUCCAUCCAAAUUCAACUCUCAUAUCUAUUAGAUAUGAACUUAUUUAUUUCUGCAAUGGGCUGUUAUAAAAUAA
Cornus florida is the source of this 2080-nucleotide messenger RNA. RefSeq names its product 3-oxoacyl-[acyl-carrier-protein] synthase I, chloroplastic-like. Bases 175 to 1629 code for a protein of 484 amino acids. The transcript is spliced from 9 exons. Gene Ontology annotation, biological process: fatty acid biosynthetic process. NCBI's taxonomy places the organism in Eukaryota, Viridiplantae, Streptophyta, Magnoliopsida, Cornales, Cornaceae. The record is from RefSeq and is a predicted model, not a curated record. Gene Ontology annotation, molecular function: 3-oxoacyl-[acyl-carrier-protein] synthase activity.